Molecule: messenger RNA, 976 nt
Organism: Formica exsecta
Lineage: Eukaryota; Metazoa; Arthropoda; Insecta; Hymenoptera; Formicidae
Exons: 2
Source: RefSeq, a predicted model, not a curated record
AUGAAUAAAUUGUCGACGGAUUUUGCUAAGGUACACGAUGUACAAAAUUCAAGCGAUAUUAUUGAACACGUAAUUACUGAUGUCAAUUACGAGCUUGAUCAGGCAACAAAUGUUGCACUAAGAAAUGAACCACCACGACAAUAUUCUGCAACAAUUAGGCAAGAUUUAACAAACUGGGCAGUACAAUUUCAAAUAUCACAUACAGCAGUUACUGCAUUAUUGUCAAUUUUAAGAAACCAUGGCUUUGAUAACUUGCCAAAAAAUUCUAAAACAAUGCUGGAAACACCAAAAUAUACUAAUGUACGGAGAGUUACACCAGGUGAAUACUUUCAUAAUGGCUUAAGAUCAGGAAUAAUGCAGUUUCUACAGAAAAGUCAAGAUGACGUUGAUUCAGUUUCAGUGCAAAUCAGUAUAGAUGGAUUGCCAAUUUCAAAAUCCUCUACUAAUCAAUUGUGGCCUAUUUUAGGCUCAGUGAGACCCAACCUUUCUGAUAUUUUUAUCAUAGGUUGUUACUAUGGUUCCAAGAAACCGUAUGAUUGUAAUGAAUUUUUGCGUGAUUUUGUGGAUGAAGCAAAAAUUCUAGCUGAAGGACUUGAGUAUAAAGGAAAAUCUAUACGUGUAUCCAUAGAUUCAUUAAUUGCUGAUGCACCCGCAAAAUCUUUUGUAACUGCCACAAAAGGACAUACCGGUUACUUUAGUUGUCCAAAAUGUACAACUGAAGGUGAAUAUAUUAGUGGGAGAAUGUAUUUUCCAGAUAUAAAUUGUACUAGUCGGACAAAUGAAAGUUUCCUUAUACAAAGACAGAUAGAACAUCACACUGGAUCAAGUAUUUUAUCAGAUAUACCGAAUUUUGGAAUGAUAAGUCACAUCCCAUUGGAUUAUAUGCACUUGGUUUGCAUUGGUGUGGUCAAGAAAAUUUUGAAUUUUUGGUUAUCCGGACCAUUAAAUGUUCGACUGCCGGCACAAUCAAUAAGCA